AUGGUCCAAAGAAGACUCCGCCGUGUCGAAGCCAUGAAUCUAGGAAUUAUUCAAGUAGCAAAACACUUCGUGAUCUCACGAAAAAACACAAGUUGUAUCAAAAUAGCAGAAGAUCAUCGUGACUGCGAGUCCGAUUGUCAAUCGAAGUUCAGGAGCCAUACGUUAGAUUUUUUCAGAGGUUGGAUUUUUUACACGAGCUUCAGCAACGGAGUCGUCUUUUCUUCUAUCAUUUUUCACGCUGUCUAUUCGUGCUCCUGCGCUGGCGCUUGCAUUCCGAGACAUGCGCGGAGAAAGGAAGGUUAUGCGCAAGCAAAAGGCCCCCGGCAAAGAUCCUUCCGGAUAGCGGAGCGCCCGUGGCGGCGAGCUCGCAGUCUUUGGCGGGAACAAGCGAUAGUGUGA
Messenger RNA from Amoebophrya sp. A120, 399 nucleotides. The record is from the annotation of a GenBank genome assembly. NCBI's taxonomy places the organism in Eukaryota, Dinophyceae, Syndiniales, Amoebophryaceae.